CUGCAAGUCUCUCUGUAGAGCGAAAGGUAAAAAGGGAACGAAGCUACAUCAAGACGAGAUUUCUAGUCUCCAAAGUUCAGAUCUCCCUUUUCUUAGUCUCGAUCAUCGCUACCUCCCAAUAUGAGGAUUCGCAAGUAUGCCCAGAAGUACCAGCUUUGUUGUAUUCCUUCCCAGAUCCCUUCACCCAACAACCUAUGCCCAAGAGAGAGCCCCUCGACGAUUGUGUGUGAGCUCAACUGCGCUCCAUGGGAUGUGAUUUUCUUCACUACCGAGGAAGGGAUGGGGGAUCCUAUUGGAGGAGAAAUAGCUGACGCAGCACAAAGUAUCCUUUCAUUGAAUGGAUCCAAUGGGAUAGAUAAUUGUAAUCUAUCGCCUCCGAUUACCGAUUCAAUCUUAGGAAAGGAAAGUAAAAAUGAGGUUGAAGAAAUGAACUCCUCUGAGUUGAGGAAGGAAAGGAUGAGCUUGACAUGUUGUAGUAAGACUGAUGGGAAGGGAUGGAAAUGCAAGAAAGAAGCUAAACAAGGGCAUUCAUUGUGCGAGCACCACCUUGAACAGCUAAAGUCUUACUAUAUCAGAAACAAGAGCAGCACCCCCAGUAGCUCUGUCUCUGGUCGUGGAAAGAGGUCUUAUUCGACGAACUCAAAGAUGCCCUCCUCCGACUACUAUUACUACACGGGGUUUGGUCCUUUAUGGGGAAAGGGAAGAGGAGAAGCUAAGAGUAAGCAAGAUAUAGAACUCGAUUCUAGUGAUUCUUCUACUACUCCAUCACUAUUAUCAACCCAUAAUGAAGACAAUAGUGAUGUAAACAAAAAUGUUGGAAACAAGAAAAAGAAGAGAGAUCGAAAGCUUGUGAUGACAUGAUAUCUCAAGUCAUUGCUUUAGUAGUUUGGUUCAUCUUCUUCUCUGUAUAGGAUUUGUGGAUGUUAUGUUUUAUUACUAGUUGAAAUUUAAUUUGCGAUUAUGUGUAA
This is a messenger RNA of Macadamia integrifolia, 968 nucleotides long. RefSeq lists its product as uncharacterized. The transcript is spliced from 3 exons. The record is from RefSeq and is a predicted model, not a curated record. The coding region runs from base 121 to 861 and encodes 246 amino acids. NCBI's taxonomy places the organism in Eukaryota, Viridiplantae, Streptophyta, Magnoliopsida, Proteales, Proteaceae.